This is a messenger RNA of Glossina fuscipes, 2040 nucleotides long. Its product is annotated as protein insensitive. Gene Ontology annotation, biological process: negative regulation of Notch signaling pathway; positive regulation of neuron differentiation. The transcript is spliced from 3 exons. The record is from RefSeq and is a predicted model, not a curated record. Gene Ontology annotation, cellular component: nucleus. Lineage: Eukaryota; Metazoa; Arthropoda; Insecta; Diptera; Glossinidae. Gene Ontology annotation, molecular function: DNA binding; transcription corepressor activity. The coding region runs from base 507 to 1895 and encodes 462 amino acids.
UGUUACUUUUGUAAUCUAACAAAACAACAAACAAUUGCUGGAAACAAAAACAACAAUUUCUGUUAUAUUAUUUCUCUAUCUUUCGAAGCAAACAUGCAACGAUCUGAGCAGAAGAAAACAUUUUGCGCGCAUUUAUACACAGUGAGAACAGCAACAAACAAACGCGAUUGGUAUUUUCCACCCUUACUGAUCUAGCUGCAGACUUUCGCAUGUUCAUGCAUGCAUGUAUGUAUGUAUGUGUAGGUGCAGAUGUGUUAAAAUGGAAAUAGUAGGUAAAAAAGGGUAUUAGGUAGAAAGACUUUAUGGGCCCACAUCAAUGCAUUACUUAUAUAUAAAUUUGCGUUCACAAAGAAAAGUAAAACAGUUUAGUUUCGUGGUGAACUACUUGCAGUUAACAGAAAAUACGGAGAAAGAGAGUUUUAAAACACAACGUAUAUCAAAUUGAUUCCGUUUUGAUUACGCUUGUAUACUAGAAUUAAAGGAUCGUUAACUAAACAAUAAAUAAAAUGGAAACGAAAAUAAUAAACUCUGAAACGGUAAUACAUUCUACGGUGGGAUCACCAAAAAUUUUGCAAGGAUCUUCACAAAAUUAUCAAAGAGUAAUGGAUGCAGGCGAUCGUUAUGAACGUCCAAUUAUGUUGAAUGUGUGGACCCAAACUACUGCCGAUGAUUUCGGCUUUUUAAAUGAAAUCGAAACCAAAGGGCACCAGAGCCAAAAAGAAAAGGAACUGUUGGAAAAAAUUCGCGUUCUAGAAGAAAGACUACGUGCGCAUGCAGAUCUAUUGUUUCAAAUACAUGCAACAUCUGAAAGAACUUCUGCUUUAUUGGGGCAAAAUAUGCACACAAUCAGUCAGAAUGUAGCGUACCAAAACAUGCAGUCAUCGCUAGAUGAAGGUGCAAGCCCAUUACCGCCAAAAAUUGUUAAUGUAAACAACAACGUAUCUACAUCCUCAAUUAUAAAUCCAUUACACCAAGUUGGGCAAUCAGCAGAAAGCUUUAAAUACACAAUUAUAGCGGAAGGAUCGCAUGAUGCGUGCGAUGAACCAAUUGAAAUCCAAUUGGCGGAAGAUGAUGGAGCCAUUAAUAUGAAUAAUUCAGCUGAUUCAGGGCGUUUAGAGAUUUGUUUGAUGCCUGAAGAAGCUGAAACCAAAACUGAGAUGUCGGCGGCGACUUCUUCGAACAUCAAUGCAAAUUCAGUUCAAGAAGUAACCACACCACCCAUUUCACAACAUAGUGAACACCAUCUUAUAAAACGACGCAAGCUUGCCGCAGAAUUUCAUGCUGACCAUGAUUUACCAGGAAAUUCCAAUUUUCUACUAAGCGAACACGGCAGGGUAACACCCGUUAAUUCCAAAAAUGGAAGCACUUCUGCGUCUGUCAAUCGCCGCUUCGGCAACAAUAGCUUGCUGAAAGUAGAUCCUCAACAGUCCUCAACAUCUCAUGCAAAUGACAAUGGUUACAUUAGAAAUAAUGAUAUUGAGCAAAAAUAUAAUGCAGAUAACAUUAUGGUAUCAAUUGGGCCCAAUAACACUCGUAUACCGGCCAACAUUUACGAGACAGUAAAUUGGACUUCGGCGUCAAUGGCCACGCGCAAGCUUCUUAUGACUAUUUUUGAUCGUCCUACUUUGGCGACUCAUUCUAUGACGGGAAAACCGUCACCCGCUUUUAAAGAUCACGGCAAACCCCUUAAGCAAAUGUUAAAUCCUCUCAUUAUUCAGGAUAUUAUAUUCGCUGUAACCCGUAAAUGCAACGUAUCAGAGAAGGAAGUACGAACUGCUAUUACUACAAAAUGCGCUGAUGAAAACAAAAUGAUGAAAUUGCAAAAGAAUAAGCUUGCUGCAAUGCGCGAUAGCAAUAAGGAAAACAUAGCCAAGCACAUAAAACGAGAAAGAUAAACAGUUUCUGCAUAUCAGAAUAAUACACCAAAUAUAUAUAUUUUUUCUAAAUUUUAAGGAAAUAUACUUUUGGGGCGCAAGUUAAAAUUCUCGCAUGCUUAAGACCAAAUAUCUACACUGAAUAAAUCCAAGUUAAUCAAACUUC